GCACUGCCUGACGUAGCGAAGCACCGGCUGCGUUUCCAUAGCGCGUAUUGCGCAACCGGACGGAUCGGCAGUCCGAGCAGCCUGUCCGCGUCGCUAGCCUGCGAAAGACAGAGAGCUGGACGGAGCUGUUUGUCCACUCCGCGUGCGCUGGUUCAGUUUUUUUUUCAUCGUUCUUACUAUUAGUAUUCAUUUUCCUUUUUGUUGCGGUGAGCUUGUAUGGGAGUCGCGGCGCUGCCGAGUGCACGCGCAUUCCUCGCGCCCGAGCUGGGAUCUCGUCGCUGUUGGGAUGCGGCCGUGAGACGAGCGCGAGGAGCAACGGGCGCGAGCGGCGCGCGGCGGCACAAAGUUUACGGCCGCGGCCCUGAAGCCGGAGCUUAAUCGCGAGGGGGAGAGCGCGAGCGUGGGCGCCUCGUCUGAGGGGACUGAAGGGGUACAGCGGCGGAGAGGCGUGCGCGAGGCUCGCCGCUGUCCGCGCGAGCUGCACUCGGCGUUGAAGAGACGGGUCGCCGCGGCUCCGUGACGCCAGCGUGCACUUGCAACGCUUGACUGACUGAUUCUUCUGACUUUGAGCUGAGAGAGAGAGUGAGAGGAGAGAGAGGAGAGCAAAGGCAUCUAUAUGUUUUGGUCCAAUCCCACCGCUUCAUCCUCGCAGCCUCGCUGAAUGAAUGCGCGCGGGACUACGGCGUGAUCCGUGCGCGCGCUGACCGCCGUUCACGCCUCUCCGGACUGCUCGCUUCUGAACUAGAUAUGUCGAGAUCCACGUAAGGAUGGAUGGAAUUAUCAGUCUGUUGGGGCUCAUCGCGCUCAUGCUGGAAGGCGUUUACUGCCAGGGAGUGUACGCUCCCCCUACUGUCCGGAUCGUGCAUUCGGGCCAUGCGUGUAACGUAGAGGAGGAGCGCUACACAGAGAGAGUGUACACCAUUCGGGAAGGCGAGACCCUGGAGCUCACCUGCCUGGUGACUGGACACCCCCGGCCACAUAUUCGGUGGACUAAGACAGCAGGCAGUGUGUCAGACCGAUUUCAGGACACAAGUGUGUUCAAUGAGACACUUCACAUUGCCAAGAUCCUGAGGCACCAAGGUGGACGCUACUACUGCAAGGCAGAAAACGGCCUGGGCUCACCAGCCAUUAAGUCCAUCAGAGUUGAUGUCUACUACUUGGAUGACCCGGUAGUGACAGUCCAUCAGAGUAUAGGAGAAGCAAAAGAGCAGUUUUACUAUGAGAGGACAGUCUUCCUCCGCUGUGUGGCCAACUCCAACCCUCCGGUCCGCUACAGCUGGCACAGGGGCCGGGACGUGUUGUCUCAAGGUUCUGACAAAGGUGUGGAGAUCUACGAACCAUUCUUCACACAGCAGGGGGAGACUAAAAUCCUGAAGCUGAAGAACCUGAGGCCCAAGGACUACGCCAACUACAGUUGCAUCGCCUCUGUACGCAAUGUGUGCGGCAUCCCUGACCGCAGGGUCAUCUUCAGACUGACCAAUAAAACAGCUUCCCCGUCCAUCAAGCUGCUAGUAGAGGAUCCAAUCGUGGUGAACCCUGGGCAGACGGUAUCUUUGGUAUGUAUAGCUACGGGUGGCGAGCCCCCUCCCACCCUCACAUGGAGCAGCACCUCAGAGAAGCUCCCUGAGAAGAGUGUGGUGAAGGAUGGCACCCUCACACUGCCAGCCAUCACCUCCGAGGAUGCCGGCGUCUACAGUUGCAUUGCCAGCAACAACGUAGGCAAUCCAGCCAAGAAGUCUACCACAAUCAUCGUACGAGCGCUGAAGAAGGGCCGUUUCUGGAUCACACCUGAUCCAUACCACAACGAUGACAACAUUCAGAUUGGCCGUGAGGUGAAGAUAUCAUGCCAGGUGGAAGCCACGCCCCCUGAGGAACUGAUGUUCAGCUGGCUGAAGAACGGCCGGGCUCUGCGCAGCUCUGAGCGCAUGGUCAUCACCCAGACUGACCCUGACAUCUCCCCAGGCACCACCAACCUGGACAUCAUUGAUCUGAAGUUCACUGACUUUGGCACCUACACCUGCGUGGCGUCGCUUCGUGGCGGGGGCAUCCCGGAGAUCAGCAUUGAUGUUAACAUCUCCUCCACCACUGUCCCUCCUCUGUUUUUCUCUUUCUUAGUUCCCCCCAGCCUGACCGUCCCACGGGGUAAGUCCCCACUGGUGGUGCGGGAGGGCGAGACGGUGGAGCUGGAGUGCCUUGUUUCAGGAAAACCCAAGCCCAUCAUCCUGUGGUCGCGGGCCGAUAAGGAGGUACUUAUGCCUGAUGGGAGCAUGCAGAUGGAGAGCUAUGAUGGGGUGCUGCGGAUUGUCAACGUGUCCCGGGAGAUGACCGGCUCCUACCGCUGCCAGACCAGCCAGUACAACGGCUUCAAUGUCAAGCCUCGAGAAGCUGUGGUCGAGCUCAUAGUACAGUACCCUCCGGCAGUGGAGCCUGCGUGGUCAGAGGUGAGACAGGGUCUGAACCGACCAGUAGCCAUGAGCUGCCGCGUUCUCCGUGCGCACCCCUCACGGGUGCUGCGCUAUGAGUGGCGGCUGGGCUCACGUCUGCUCCAUGCUGGACACUUCGACACUCGUGAUGAGACAGAGUAUACGGUACGCACCUUGACACGCGAAGGCUAUGGGGAAUACACCUGCGACAUCAUCAACGAGGCCGGAGCUGGACGCUGCACCUUCUUAGUCACCGGGAAAGCGUUUGCCCCGGAGUUUUACUACGACACCUACAGUCCUCUAUGGCAGAACCGGCCACGGGUUUAUGGGUUCAAGCUGCAGUGGACCCAGAUGAACCCUGACGCAGUAGACCGUAUCAUGGCGUAUCGUCUCGGCAUACGGCAGACUGGGCAGCAGAGGUGGUGGGAGCAGGAGAUCCCUGUGGAAGGUCCCAUCCAGAAAGGAGAGCUCAUCACCUACAACCUGACAGAGCUCAUCAGGCCUGAAGCCUACGAGGUGCGUCUUACCCCCAUCACACGGUUCGGCGAGGGGGACUUCACCAUCAGGAUGGUCACCUACAGUGCUCCCAUUAACCCACACCUGAGGGAGUUCCAUUGUAGUUUUGAGGAGGAGCCUAUUUGCAUGUUCACUCAGGACAAGAACGACAACUUCGAUUGGACGAGACAGAGUGCUGCCACACGUGACACUAAAUAUACUCCCAACACUGGACCCAGUGGGGACCACAGUGGCUCAAAGCAGGGUUUCUACAUGUACAUAGAGACCUCCAGACCUCGUAAAGAAGGAGAGAAGGCACGAUUGCUGAGCCCCACCUUCAAUGUUGCCCCCAAAAAUCCUUAUGGCAUCACCAAUCCUCCAGCAUACUGCUUUGGCUUUUAUUACCACAUGUAUGGGAAACACAUUGGCACUUUGAAUGCGUUCAUGAAGCAGAAAGGCCAAGCUACUUCAGAUGCCAGUCCAGUCUGGUCACUCACUGGUAACCAGGGGGAACGGUGGAGACAGGCCAAAAUCAGCAUCCACCCCACUUCCUCCUUCCAGGUGAUCUUUGAAGGCAUCCGAGGCCCAGGGAUUGAGGGAGACAUCGCUAUUGAUGAUGUCACACUGGAGGAGGGGGAGUGUCCUGACCCUCCUUCCAAUCACAUCAGAUCCAAGGCUCCAUACAGAGCGACACAUAUAUGGCCGUUAUGCACCGCCCUGGCUUUCACAUUGUUUCGAGGUCAGAGGUGACCACCUGGUUGGGUGGAGACUGGCAACAGCAUCCGAGUCUGUGUCCCUGUAUCCUCAAUAUAUAAUCACCAAAGAUUCAAACAUUCAGAUUGCUGAGAGGGACACAGCAGUGGCUCAACACGGAUUAUCAGAAAUAAAAAAAUAAAAAAACCAUGAAAAAAGAGGAAAAAACAACAGAAAAAAGUAAUAAGGAUUCGCAAAAUGUAUCUAUUGAAAACAAUCUGCAAACUCUGUUCCAUUAAGAUGCUCUCAGGGACUCAACGACGAGAGCACUUUACAAAUGGAGUAAGCUGGUUGCAGGAGGCGAGGCUCAUCAGGAAGGGCUCCCACGCAGACCUGAGGACAGUUUGUAAAGCACAAGGACAACUUUGCCAGCUGGCAGUAAAAAGCUCAUUAAAAAAAAGGUGGGGAAAUGAAAGGUGAUAGCAGUCUCCCCUAGCUCUUUACUAUGAACACCUUUCAGUGUGUCAUCCUUUCUGUCCUUCAUCACAUAUUCAGCUUGUUCUUCACCUCCAACUCUUCAGUUAACCACAAGAUUUUACUCUUCUUUUCUGGCUUGGUGCUUUAGAACACAGACUAAAAAAUAAUAAUAAACUGUGGCAAAAACAAACAUCUAAUAUCUGCUUAAUAUCCCACCCUGAGUAGCUGCCUGUUUUGAUUUCACAACACUGUGCUCACGUCCCCUAGGGGCAGGCCAGGGGUAGGAGACCCGGUCAGAGGUUACUGGAAGCGAAUGGUGGAGUAGGAGAGAGAGGAGAGGAGGUGAAGACUGACAUGCAGAGGCCUGAGGCAGGAGGCCGUGGAGUUUGGAGAGAUGGAGAGGGGUUGUGAAGAUUAGGAUGAAGAGGAAGGAUCAGCACUUCUUCUCCUCCUCUAUUCUCCACUGCCAGAAACGUGACAUAAUCGGUGCCACUUUCUGCCAUGAAAUACAAAGUGCCUUCAGAUUAUUAACAGAAUCGUGAGCCUGGCCAUUAACACCAAUGUCAAUGUUUCUAAUGUCACCGAUGGGCUAUUUUGUACACGAUUAUUUUGCUCCUUCAAGUGCUGAUUUGAAUGGCACAACCAUUUCAAGUGGAGAUCAAAGAUGGCCCCAAAAGUCAGCACAACAGCCUACCCGCGACGCGCAGAGGUGGGUCUUUGGGAGGGUCCUUCAUCAUGUAGGUAGCCAUGGCCUCUAACAUGAGAGCAAAGACGGCUGUUCUCCAUGGCCACUGUCACACUGUAACAUAGCCGUUGUGCUGUACUGAGAUCUAAGCAGGUCUCUGGACGAUGGCUAGAGUGCCACACCGAGACACAGUGGCCUGCCCUGGUCAUUGCUUUAGAUGGAGUCUCCUCAAGUGGACCUUAGAAUAAUAAACACAGUAGUACACCACCAAGGAGUUAACUGGCAGGUGACGAAGCCUGCAUCAAAUAUGGCCUACUGUCCCCUACCCAUGCCUCUGCCAUUUAUAUACUGAACAAUGUACAUUCUGAAAGAAAACAGAUAUUAAUUAUUAUAAUAAUAUUUUAUUACUCUAGCGAGAAUGUUUCUCUGAUUUUACACAAACUGUGAAAAUAAACUGUGGAAAAAUCUACCUGAGAGUAUCCAUAACCAGCUGGUUUUUAAAACAUAUUGUAAAAAACAAAGAAAAGGAGAAGAACAUUUGCGUAUAUUGUUGGUUAUGAAAAAAUGUUUUGAGCAGCUGUGUCUUGUUUUUUUUUUCUGUUGAAGCUGUUAUGACUUUUAACUUUCUUUAAUUCUUGUCGUCUCCCUUGCAUUGCUAAAAUAUCAAAAUGGCCAGAACCAUAUUGAAUAAGUCGGUUUGGUAAAUGUAUAACUUGUGUAUGUAAAGAAGCUCUGUUAAUCAAGGUUUAUAUGAAAUGUUUAUGUAUGAAUACAGGAAGCACAAGAUUAAGGGAUUAAAAUGCAGUAUAAAUUCAUAUAUGUGACUUACUUCUUAAAAGCCAAGUGUAUCGUAAAUGGGGACUGAAAAUUGGCCUUAGUAAUGCAUAACUUGAUCUGACACUCAUAAUAUAUUUGACUUUUGCUUCCAUUACUGAAACAGCAACUUCAUGCUUACUGUUUGUGUGGCUUUGCAGCCAUGAAUCUGUGAAAGCUUCACUGGUAAUAAUGCUAUCAGCCACAUGUUGAGACAUAUUGUAUUUACACUGUUUAAAAACAAGUAUUUUUUAACAAAGUAAAAGGUAUUUUCACUGUCAAGUUGUUCAAACUAGUCAACACCCCUUAUUUACAAAAAGGCUAAAAGCAUGUUGUCAGAAGAAUGUUGUUACUGUUAUUAUUUUGAUAAAAUACUAUGUGGGAACAACUAGGUGAACAAUUUAAACCACUGAAUUAUAGUAAAAGGCAGUAUGUACGGAAUUCAAAUUUGAUAAAUUUUUACUAUCAUUAAGAAAACAUUUUUUACAGUGCACAUAAGCUCACCAGCACAGCUGUGAUUCAAUCUGGCAUGGACUGGACAAGUUCAUAAGCCUGCAUGUUGGUGACAUCAAUGUUCUUGCAUCAACUCUUGCAUCAAAGAGUUGUCCAGGUCGGCCAGACUUGGUGGAUGCCUGGCAUCUUACUCAUUGUUCCAGGUAGCUUCACAGAUUUACAAGAGGAUUCAAAUCUAAGGAUUUUGCAGGACAGUCCAGAUGUGUGAAUGCUCCUUAGUGUUCACCAUGCCAAUCAGUCAACAUUAGCAGCCCUGCUAAUCAUCCUAAGAUGAUGAGUAAAAGGCAAAACUUUCAGAAAUUGGUUGUGAAGGACAUUUGUUGACUUUUAGAAACAAUUCUUGCCUGGAAGCAAAGUGAUUCACACUCUGCAAGUAUUUCCAGCCCAAUCAUUCUCGUGCAACGCCAUCUGCAGGAGUCUGAAGUUACUACCACUCCAAACACACAAGGUGACUAAUUAUUUUGUCUGAGGAGCUUAUGUACAAGUUUAUUUGAAGAGGCAAAUUCUAAGCUCAUAUUCACAUCCUAACUGAAGAAGAAUUUUAACAGAGAAAUAAACUAGAAACUGUUGUUUCCACAGCCUUGGUUUUGUUAAGAGUGAGUCACAUAUAUGUCCUGGUAUAUGCAGUGUACAAUAGGUAUGUUAGGAAACAGAUACAAAUACAUUUAGAAGAUCUGAACAAACCAGAGCACAAUGAUCCACAGUCAUUACAGGAAAUGCCAAACUCAUUUUUAAACUCAUGUGUACUCCCUGCCAUGGCUAAAAGCAUUUGUAAGCAUCACAUAAGAAAAUGCAGUGCUAAAAUACACUGACACAAUUACAGUCUUAAAAUAGAAAUCUUAUGGCUUGCCAUAUGUGUCACAUGAUGGCUCGUCACCAAAGGACAAUAUGAGGUGGUCACCAAUCAGAACAUUUAACUUAUAUGUUUAAUAAAAUGAAGAAAUAUAAGGCAAACAUGUUAACCUACUUUCUGAAGAUAAAACUGCAUCAUUUUUUUUAUAUUUUGGACUGCAUGACAGAAAGAUGGUUUGUUAAUCCAAGAACCAUUUUGAUCCCUCACGUCCCACAUUCCAUACUGCUAUUAACACUGAUAUUUCUCAGUAUUCUGUUUUUAUUUUGCCAAUUUUUCAGAGUAGAAAGAUCUCAGUUUUACUGAUUCCCAUACAAAUGAUUAGUGAUGAAUUCAUGUCUGAUAGGUAUUUGGUAUUCUGCAUUGUGUAUAUAUGUGUAAUUUUAAUGUAAAUUGUAUGAUCUCAUGUAAUUAAGUAAGAGUGCCACUCGAAAUUCAUGAUGGGGAAAGAAAACUGCUGGGGACACUUUAAAUCUCAUCAGGUGUUAAAAGCAGAGCAUAUGGAGGAAAGGUUUGCCAAGAUAUUUAUCAGCUACCCUUCACAGAAAUUUAGCUGGAACUCAAAUCUCAUUUUUAAGCCAAGUCUCUGGUAUAAGGCCAAAAACCUGUUACCUCAAUGCUACAUGCACAAACCCAUUAAACAGACUUUGAUGUUUAUUUGCCCACCUUGCAAUUGAUGUUUAUGACUAUGGCAACUACAUCAGCUGCAUGACAUCAAAGUUAAAAAGCUUUCAAAGAACUAAUUUCAAAUUGAAAUUUUAGAUAUUCAGAUAGCACUAAAAUAUAUAUGAUGGGCAAAAUAUGCUACCUACUGAGGUCAUUUUCACAGAUUUGUAUUUUAGCUUAGAUAAAGUAACACAUUUUCUCUUUCCUUCUCAACAGUUCAGUCUCUUCCUUUGUCUCUGCUCUCUCAACUCCUCAACUGAACAUGAAACCCUUCUUAUACAGAGUAACGGAGAAGAGUAAACUGCAUAAUGCAGGAAUACUAUGUCUAACACUGACAUUGGGAACAUUGGGUCAAAGUCAUUACUUGUGCUAUUUAUCAACUACAUUCACUCAGGAUGUGUUUCAGUUGCUCAUAACGUCUGUCAUUAAGUGAAGGGCUUUUUAACUGCUGUUAUGUAAGUUCUAUAGCUUACCUUAAAGUGAAUGAUGCUAAUCAACGGCUAUUAAUACUGAUAGCGUAACAAAGUCCUUCGUUGCCUUCAUACAUACAACACUUAAUGAAUAAUUCUUGGGUUAGUGUAUUGACUCUGAACCAACCUCCUGUACUGACACCCCAUCAUUGUACUCUGAUUUGUGCUCUGUUUAGGCUUCUUUUCACUGUAUUUCUUUGGAUUUACCACAAAUUUUUGUGCCAUCCGCAACUAAUGAUAAAAUAAUAAAAAAA
Molecule: messenger RNA, 8339 nt
Organism: Pygocentrus nattereri (red-bellied piranha)
Lineage: Eukaryota; Metazoa; Chordata; Actinopteri; Characiformes; Serrasalmidae
Product: MAM domain-containing glycosylphosphatidylinositol anchor protein 2-like
Exons: 17
Coding region: 768-3668 (966 amino acids)
Biological process (GO): homophilic cell-cell adhesion
Cellular component (GO): plasma membrane
Molecular function (GO): protein binding
Source: RefSeq, a predicted model, not a curated record